CCGGCAUUUGAAAAAAACAAAAAACAAAUUAAGCAAAAAAUAUAAAUUGAAAUUAAAAAAAAAUGAUGAAAAAAAAGAGUUAAAUUUUCAGUGAAGGGAGAGAGAUAGAGAAAGAGAGCGAAAGAAAGCGAGAGAAAGUACAAUGAACUUAGAUUGAAAAAACUCUCACACAGAGAGAGAGAUUUUCGGUUUCGAAGUCAAACCGAAAAGAAACGGAGAAGAAAAUUUUUGUUUGUUUGUGUAUGUGUGUGUGUGCGUGUUGCGAUAUUUUUUUCUGUCGCGCUGAAGCAAUCGGAUGAGAUAUCCGAUCGUCAGCAGCGAUCGGAGGAGAUGUUCAUCGUCGACGGAGGCAGAAGUGGAAUUAGUUUUACCGUCGGAGGCGGUGGUGGAGGUGGCGGAAGGAGGUGGAGGACCGAGUAGCUCCGGCGAGUCGGGGGUAGUUGUUGUUGUUGUAACUGUAACCGUUACUGUAUGGUUGUGGUGAAGAUGAAGAAAGUAAAGGCAAAGAACAACGGUUUGUUACCGAACUCACUCAGAAUCAUAUCGUCGUGCCUCAAAACAGUUUCCACCAACGCCAGCACCGUCGCUUCCACGGUUCGCUCCGCCGGAGCUUCGGUCGCUGCUUCCAUUUCCUCAUCUUCUUCCGAGGAUCACAAAGAUCAGGUAACCUGGGCUGGCUUUGAUAGGCUUGAGCUUGGUCCAUCUGUCUUCAAACAGGUUCUCUUGCUUGGUUAUCAGAAUGGGUUUCAAGUCCUUGAUGUGGAGGAUGCCUCUAACUUCAGUGAACUUGUUUCGAAGCGUGAUGGCCCGGUUUCAUUCUUACAGAUUCAGCCCUUCCCUGCAUUGAAUGAUGGUUAUGAAGGAUUCAAGACAUCACAUCCUUUAUUGCUGGUUGUUGCGGGUGAAGAAACCAAUGGUUCAAACCUUGGUCAAAAUCGUAGCCAUUUGGGUGGCAGAGAUGGUAAUAUGGAGUCCCGAUCUGUAAACUCGGCCAACUGUCCUACUGCUGUCCAGUUUUACUCCCUUAGGUCUCAUUGCUAUGUUCAUGUCCUGAGAUUCCGGUCUGCUGUGUGUAUGGUUAGAUGCAGUCCUCGAAUAGUAGCUGUUGGUCUGGCAACGCAAAUUUACUGCUUUGAUGCGCUCACUCUUGAGAACAAAUUCAGUGUUCUCACCUAUCCUGUUCCUCAGUUGUCAGGACAGGGGAGCAGUGGGGUUAAUGUUGGUUAUGGUCCGAUGGCUGUAGGUCCAAGGUGGUUAGCUUAUGCUUCCAACAACCCACUGGUGUCUAGCACUGGUCGCUUAAGCCCACAAACCCUCACUCCUUCUCCAGGAGUUAGUCCUUCAACAUCACCUGGCAGUGGUAGUUUGGUGGCUCGCUAUGCAAUGGAGUCUAGUAAACAGUUGGCUGCUGGAAUUAUCAACCUGGGGGACAUGGGAUACAAAACUUUUUCUAAAUACUAUCAAGAACUGCUCCCUGAUGGAUCUAACUCUCCAGUAUCACCAAAUUCAGGCUGGAAAGUUGGUAGGCAUGCAGGAGCAGAUAUGGAUAACGCAGGGACGGUUGUUGUGAAGGAUUUUGUUUCCCGAGCUGUCAUAUCACAAUUUAAAGCGCAUACCAGUCCAAUAUCUGCACUAUGUUUUGACCCUAGUGGGACCCUUCUGGUUACUGCCUCAGUCUAUGGGAAUAACAUAAAUAUAUUCCGGAUAAUGCCAUCUUGCACACGCAGUGGAUCAGGUGUUCAAACUUAUGAAUGGGGUUCUUCUCAUGUGCAUCUUUACCAACUGCAUCGUGGAAUAACAUCAGCUAUCAUCCAGGACAUUUGCUUUAGUCAUUAUAGUCAGUGGGUUGCAGUUGUUUCAUCCAAGGGUACUUGUCAUGUUUUUGUUUUGUCUCCUUUUGGUGGCGAUGCGGGUUUUAGAAUGCUUAGUUCGCAAGGUGAAGAGCCCUCCCUCUUUCCUGCUGUGUCUGUACCUUGGUGGUCUACUUCAUCUUGCAUCACCAAUCAGCAAUCUUUUCCACCGCCACCACCUGUUGCCCUCUCGGUAGUGAGCAGAAUAAAAUAUAGUAGUUUUGGAUGGCUUAAUACAGUUAGCAAUACUACUGCUGCAACAGGCAAGGUUUUUGUGCCAUCUGGUGCUGUUGCUGCUGUUUUUCAUAAUUCAUUAUCUCAAAGGCUUCAGAAUUCUAACUCAAGGGCCAAUACCUUGGAGCGUCUGUUAGUUUAUACUCCAUCAGGUUAUGUAGUUCAGCACGAACUUCUGCCAUCAGUUGGGGUUGAAGGAUGUGACAGUGGUUCAAGGACCCAGUCAGCUUCAUUUGUACAUAUGCAGGAGGAUGAGUUAAGAGUGAAAGUUGAACCUAUUCAAUGGUGGGAUGUAUGCAGAAGGUCUGAUUGGCCAGAGAGAGAGGACUCUGUUUCUGGUACCAAUUUUCAUGGACCAGAUGCUACUGAUGUUAUUCAAAAUAAAUCAGGUUCUGGAGAUAACUAUGGAGUGGAUUUUCUUUACAUAAAUGAUGGCAUCAGGGGGAAAAGUAUGGCGAGGACUUAUUCUGGAAAGCCUCAUGAAAAAUCUCACUGGUACCUGUCUAAUGCAGAGGUGCAAAUAAGCUCCGGCAGGUUACCAAUAUGGCAAAAAUCUAAGAUCUGUUUUUACACAAUGGAUUCUCCAAGAAUUGAUACAGUUGCUGGUGGAGAGUUUGAAAUUGAAAAGGUCUCCAUUCAUGAAGUUGAAAUAAAGCAGAAGGAAUUAUUGCCUGUUUUUGAUCAUUUCCUUAGCAUAAAAUCAGACUGGAAUGGCAGAGGCCUUUCCAGUGGAGGAUAUCCUAAUUCUACAUCUGCAGAGCAUCAUCCAGGUGAAGGCAAGAUCACAGAAGAGACUGUCAUCUGUCACUCAAAGCCAGCAUCACUUAGUUCGACUGAAAGCUCGGAUGGGGGUUCAUCAAGAAGAAUUGAGAAUUUUCCUGACUUUGAUCAAAUAAAUAGUGAGAAGUCGUAUGCAUACAGUUGUCAAACUUUGAAUGAGAUUUACCCGGAAAGAAGACCCCUUUUUGAACCUUCCCUACUGAAGCAGAACUCAUCGAAUAUUGUAUCUGCUCCAUCUGAACAUCCAAAACCUGUUGAUUCUCAAGUUGACAGUUGUGGAACAAGAGAUGCCCCAUCACCAAAUGCUGGUGGGAUUGGGAUCAGUGAAGUCUCAGUUUCAGGAUCUGACCAACAUGCUUCUAAUCUGAAUAUUCUUGAAGAAGGGCACACAACUGUGCACUAUCCUGCUGUAGAUUUUGGACCAUUAAUUCAGGUGGGGCACUUUGAGGUAAUGCAGGACAAUGGGUGUGAUGGGUUAACUGUGGUUGAUACUGGUGAUGUUGAUAGCAGCAGUAACCACUGUGAGAGGGAAAAGCCAGGGGAGGAUGGGGAAGAUGAUGAAAUGCUUGGUGGCAUAUUUGCCUUUUCUGAAGAAGGUUGAUGCAUAAAUUAUGGAAAGCUUCUGGGAUUGCGCCUUCUUACGGAGUCAUCUCAUUAAGAUGAAGAGAAAGUUCCAAUAAGGCCUUCUAGAGUGGGGAUGGUGUAUAAUCUUUUCACAAUCAAAGUGUAAUGCAGUGUAAAUAAGGAGUGACAUGUUGGCAACACAUUAAGCAAGUGUUGGCAGCGUAUGUGAUUAAUCUCUCUCUCUCGCUCUCCCUCUAUCUCUCUUUCUCAUGUACAUUCUGUAGAUGGAAAUUCAUAAAUUUGUGCAGGGUGCUAGUUUCGUUCAAGGGGGGGUGAGUUUAAAAACUCUUUGGUAGAGUUUAAUUCGGUCUUCAAGUUUCAGGGUAGACCGUAUGUACAGCCGAAUUGGUGUGAACAGGUUCUCUCCAGCUGUAUAACUUUUUAAAUUUUCUUCUGGAGGUAACAGAGUAUGGAAAAAUGAAAACAACAUCGAUUAAUGGACAUUGUA
This is a messenger RNA of Quercus robur (English oak), 3936 nucleotides long. RefSeq names its product autophagy-related protein 18g-like. Gene Ontology annotation, cellular component: cytoplasm. The transcript is spliced from 9 exons. The record is from RefSeq and is a predicted model, not a curated record. Gene Ontology annotation, biological process: response to starvation; autophagy. NCBI's taxonomy places the organism in Eukaryota, Viridiplantae, Streptophyta, Magnoliopsida, Fagales, Fagaceae. Gene Ontology annotation, molecular function: protein binding. Bases 472 to 3465 code for a protein of 997 amino acids.